AUGUCUGGAGUUUCUGAGACUAAAAGCUCACUGUGGUUCGAGUGGGACGACGCUACCUUGAAACGCAAAGCAAAUGCUACACAAUCUGAUAAUGCACAAGAUUACGCCGAUAGACACGCUGCAAGAGCUAUACGUAAGGGACGCAAAGAAUGGACAGAUGAAGAAGUGAUGAAAAAAGCCAGUGCUUCAAGAUAUGAUUAUGAGAAUUAUGAGGACAGACAUGUAGCAAAAGCUAUAAAUAAGAGGGACCGCAACGAUGCCAGUAGAGAGGCCCACGAGAAGGCCGAAACGGCAAUGGCAACCUUAUCAAUAAACGGUCCUCCAAGUCUUCCUAGGGACAGAGGAACUGCAUUUAAGGACGCAAUAUAUUAUGACGAUCUGAAGAGUGGAAAAGAACCACAAAAGCGCAAGCCGAAGGUUCCUCUAGAUGCGAGCCAACUUCCAAGUGGAAGCGGUAAUAAAUCGAGAGCAGAUAACGAGGGAGUCCAAGGAAGGGACGGCCGCGGUAGUGAAAGAGAAAAAGGCAAGCGCAAUCGGUCUGCCAGCGCCUCUAGAACCAGAGAUUCGUUGAAAAAACCUGCCACUGCCAGCUCUUCAAGCUCUAACAAACCUUCUACUGCUACCUCUUCAAAUCUUACUCAGCCUCGCAAUGCCAGCUCUUCAAACCCCACCGGCGGAACAGAACCUAAACCUAUGACCGACUACCCAUACACACAGAACAAGGAAGGUCGUUACAUAUGCACAAGAAAAGGCUGUGAAACCAAGAGUUACUCUGAGAGGUCAAGAUUUCGAUCGCAUUACGACACUAAACAUACGCACAGUGCAAAGCUAUACUAUUGCGAGCUUGGCGAGGUAUGUAGAGAGGAACCAUUCGAUCGUCACGAUUCAUACAUCAAACAUUUGAGAUCGAACCGUCAUCAAGAAAAACAGGCAGAACAUGAUGAUAAAGUAAACAAAAACAAUAACAAGUAA
Botrytis fragariae is the source of this 972-nucleotide messenger RNA. RefSeq lists its product as uncharacterized. Lineage: Eukaryota; Fungi; Ascomycota; Leotiomycetes; Helotiales; Sclerotiniaceae. The record is from RefSeq and is a predicted model, not a curated record. The transcript has a single exon. Bases 1 to 972 code for a protein of 323 amino acids.